This is a messenger RNA of Prunus armeniaca (apricot), 525 nucleotides long. The record is from the annotation of a GenBank genome assembly. Lineage: Eukaryota; Viridiplantae; Streptophyta; Magnoliopsida; Rosales; Rosaceae.
AUGAACACCAUGUUAAUGCCCAAAUCACCUUGCAACAGGUCCUCUAACUCUGCACCAAAGGCUUCUGUUUCCGCAUCUAAUUCUCCGUCAUACUCCAUAUUCGAUGCGGGGCAACGGGAAGCUGUCCUUUGGGCAGGCUUUGUUCAGAUCGGUGUAGUCUUGGCACAUUCACCAUCCGCCCUUUGCCCUCAGAACAAUUACAGAGUUGGCCAGACAUAUUGGGUACGUGGCCUCCCGGAUGAAGCCUAUGGUCAUGAACUUGUCAACUUCGUUCUUCAUGGCUUCGUAUCGUUUGGCAUCGUAAGAUCAACGCUUUUGCCUGACAGGUUUAAAGGCGGGAGAAAUUCUCAGCUUGUGGCUGAUGACUUCAGGGGAUAUGCCCGACAUGUCAUUGUAGGACCAAGUAAAGACCUCCGAGUGUUGCCAAAGGAAAUGGAUGAACUCGGCCCGGAGGGUGGCAUUUGGCAUGGUACCGAUCUUCACACACCGGUCCUGCCGGCUUUCAUCCAGUGCUACGGUUUCUAG